UUGGCUGCUUUCAUUCACGUGAUCAAAACAUAAUCAUGGCGGUCUCCGCUGGAGUUCGGUCGAGCGUGGGGCUGACUUUGAGACUUUCUAGAGUUAUACCAGAUUGUAGCACAUGUCCUUUCAACAGGUUGAAUAGUUAUUUGAAUGGUAUAGCUAGUUCGUCGAAUGUUGAUCGUUUUCGGACGUUGAACCGACACUUGCAGACAUCCAAAGGUCUGUACCAAAGUGAGGCGGGUGCAAGUGCAGAAGACCCCCAAGAAGAUGUGGUGAAUGUGGUUUACAUAGAUAGAUCAGGACAGAGGAUUCCAGUGAAGGCCAAAGUGGGAGACAAUGCAAUGUACCUGGCCCAUAGGCACAACAUUGAACUGGAAGGAGCUUGCGAGGCAUCACUAGCUUGCUCAACGUGCCACGUGUAUGUGAACAGAGACCAUGUCGACAAGCUACCAGAGCCUGACGAAAGAGAGGAUGACAUGCUGGACAUGGCCCCAGCGCUACAGGAGAACUCCAGACUUGGCUGUCAGAUCAUCCUCACCCAGGAGCUGGAGGGCAUAGAGCUUACCCUGCCUAAGGUCACCAGGAACUUCUACGUGGACGGCCAUGUUCCCAAACCACACUGAGGACACUACACUCCACACUAGCACCCUACUUAGUGUGAAGCAAUGUAUUGGGCAUGCAUUCUAAGUAGUAUGCUAGUAUGGAUGUUGGAACACGGCCCCUCAGGACUGAGUCGUAAGAGAGAGAGAGAGAGAGUCGCUUGAAGGGUCCCUCCCAAGUCAAGAAUGCUCUUACAUAUCCACAUGACUGUGUGACCGAAGACAAAAGCUAUAUACCAGUCACUGGCUGCAUUUUGACAGCGCCCCUGAUGGGAUUGGUCAAAAGACCAAUUAGUGGAAAAAAUAUCAGAAUUGGGCUGCCUGUGUAAACGCAGCCUCUGAAAUGUGUUGUAUUUGGCUCACACUGAAAGUAAUGCUGAUUGUGGAAGAAGAGUUAGGUGGUUUUCAGCAUUCAUGUAUAAAUAUGUCAUGUGUAUAGAAGAGUUCUCAGGCCAAGAUUGAGAUGUCUAUCUAUCAAUGUCACAAACAGUUCUUUGUUUCAUAGUAACCCGAGUCAGCAUUUCAGAAAGGCCUGUUGCUACGCAAAUAACUUUGUGUUCUUGAAUAGAACAUUCCAUGUUACAACUCAUUUACAAAGGUCAACAUACACACAUCUCAGGUGGAGCUUCCAAAUAGUCUUGUCUCUACAAUAACAGCACUCACAUACAGCUAAUGAACAGGAUGUUAUGUCUACGUAUACAUAGCUUUCACCAUUAUAUCUACUUAUGGCCAGUUUCUAGGAAUUUUACUGUUGUGGGUGUGUGGUGACUAGUCAAGACCGUAACAAGCCCAUCCACAACACUGAAAGCCCUUUCCCUACAUCAAGCCUGUCAGGAAUCAUUAACCGUCUCUGAUGUAGCACUUUUGCAGUGUGUUUUGUAAGCAGAGGGCAGCUUGAGAUCGAUUGGAAUGGAAAGGGUUGAAUCUGUUAGAUAACUAAUGAUGCCAAGGAGAUACUUGGGCUGCAUUCACACAGGCAGCCUCAUUUUGAUAUUUUUUUUCCAAUCACAGAUCUUUGCACAUCAAAGCUGAUCUGAUUGGUCAAAAUGCAGCCUAAACCAUUUUAAACUGACAGAUGCAUUUUGUCCAAUUCCCAAGUCAUUUCUGUUUCUGUCCAUCCAUACCCAGUAAUGAUUUGCCUUGUCAAUUCACCGUUAGUCUCAUAACUGUCCAUCAAAAAACACCUGUAUCCAGUAUUAGUUGGCUCCUUUACGAACCUGGAAUGCUUUCACUUGUACUGUAAUGAAUGUGUCUGUCAUACGCACAAAACGUGUAGGUAGGUGUAUUAUGUAUAUAUGGUAUAUCUCAAAUUUGCAAGUCUAUUUUAGAUUUGUGCAAUAAAAAUACCAAAAGUUUGUACUA
Molecule: messenger RNA, 1955 nt
Organism: Oncorhynchus mykiss (rainbow trout)
Lineage: Eukaryota; Metazoa; Chordata; Actinopteri; Salmoniformes; Salmonidae
Product: ferredoxin-2, mitochondrial
Biological process (GO): P450-containing electron transport chain
Cellular component (GO): mitochondrion
Molecular function (GO): electron transfer activity; 2 iron, 2 sulfur cluster binding
Source: RefSeq, a predicted model, not a curated record